AUGACUGAUCCCAUGGAGCUUGACGAGCCAAGAGGCACCAAACGAAAGGAACCAUCGUCUCCAGAUGAAUACGCUCCCCGCCGAAUCAAGGCACUAGAUCCAGACGUUGUGAACAAGAUUGCUGCCGGCGAAAUCAUCGUAGCUCCAGUACAUGCUUUGAAAGAAUUGAUCGAGAACGCGGUUGAUGCAGGUUCGACCUCUCUAGAAGUGCUGGUUAAAGAUGGCGGUCUCAAGUUAUUGCAGAUCACCGACAAUGGUCAUGGAAUUAAUAAAGAGGACUUGCCAAUUCUGUGUGAGAGAUUCACCACAUCUAAACUCAAAAAAUUUGAGGACUUGAGCAGUAUCUGCACUUAUGGCUUCCGGGGUGAGGCUCUCGCCAGCAUCAGCCACAUUGCUCACUUAACAGUAACUACAAGGACUAAAGACUCUAAUUGUUCGUGGCGAGCGCAUUUCGAUGGCGGUAAGCUAUCGCCUGCAAAACCCGGGCAGCAGCCCGACCCCAAACCUAUUGCUGGGCGAAUUGGCACUCAGAUAUCAGUUGAGGACUUGUUUUACAAUGUCCCAACGCGACGUAAAGCCUUUAGGUCGGCUUCCGAUGAAUACAACAAGAUCAUUGAUAUGGUGGGACGUUAUGCCAUUCACUGCAGUGGUGUCGCUUUCUCAUGUAAGAAACAUGGCGAUUCGGGUACAUCGAUCACGGUGCAACAGCAAGCUUCUACAAUAGACCGUAUUCGUCAGAUUCACGGCAGCGCCGUUGCGAGUGAGCUGAUAGAGUUCUCCGCGUCCGAUGACCGCUGGGGCUUUAAGGCUUCAGGAUGGGCAACAAAUGCCAACUACCAUAUCAAGAAAACGACCCUCCUUCUUUUCAUCAACCAUCGUAGUGUUGAUUCAUCUAACAUCAAGAAGGCGGUGGAACAGACAUACUCUGCCUUCCUUCCUAAAAAUGGACAUCCAUUCGUUUACCUAAGCCUUGAAAUUGACCCUCAACGAGUCGAUGUCAAUGUCCAUCCAACGAAGAAAGAAGUUAACUUUCUGAAUGAGGAUGAGAUCAUCCAAUCCAUUUGUGAAAAUAUCCGAGAUAAACUAGCAGCAGUUGAUACGAGUCGCACAUUCUUCACACAGACUCUACUCCCCGGUUCUAUGCUUUCCGAUGCCUCUCAACCAGACGUGAACAGCUCUUCUGUUAAAACACCGGGCGGUCCAAAAAAAACACUUGUGCGGCCCGAUGAACGCAACAUGGUUAGAACGGAUGCUUCGCUACGCAAGAUCACCAGCAUGUUCUCUGUGGCAUCGCCAUCGCCAGCAUCUCGUACAUCGAGUAAUGCCGCGCCCGAUAUAGGCCACGAACCGGUUUAUGAAACAACUGACCGUGAGCCGAUUCUCUGUCGACUCACUAGUGUGCGCGAACUUCGCUCCGCCGUUAGAGACGAUAUGCACCACGAGCUCACCGAGAUAUUUGCUAAUCAUACCUUCGUGGGUAUCGUAGACGAGAGACGCCGACUCGCCGCCAUUCAAGGAGGCGUCAAACUCUUCCUUAUCGAUUACGGUAGAGCGUGUUUCGAGUAUUUUUACCAGGUUGGGCUCACUGAUUUUGGCAAUUUCGGUGUUAUAAAAUUCCAGCCUGCGCUUGACCUACGUGAAGUUCUCAAAAUUGCGGCCGAGCAGGAAAAAGCUGCCGCUACGGACGAUGAAUUUGAUGUAGGCGACGUUGUGGAUACGGUAGCAGAACAGUUGAUCGAGAGAAGGGAAAUGUUGCUGGAGUACUUCAGCCUUGACAUAUCUCCAGCCGGCGAGCUAUCAAGCAUGCCACUUCUCCUGAAGGGUUACACGCCAUCUAUGGCGAAAUUACCGCAAUUUCUUCUCCGCCUUGGUCCCCAUGUAAAUUGGACAGACGAGAAGCUGUGUUUCGAAACAUUCCUCAAGGAAUUAGCAACAUUCUAUGUCCCAGAGCAGCUUCCGACGCUCCCGAGUAACGAUGAGACUGAGGAAGAUAUCCCCGAUGAGAUCAAAGCAAGAAGAGAACAGAUCCGACGCGCAGUAGAACAUGUCUUCUUUCCGGCAUUCAAAGCAAGAUUAGUAGCGACAAAGUCGUUCAUGAAGGGUGGUGUACUUGAGUUGGCGAGCCUUAAGGGUCUUUAUAGGGUCUUCGAACGUUGUUGA
Molecule: messenger RNA, 2160 nt
Organism: Daldinia childiae
Lineage: Eukaryota; Fungi; Ascomycota; Sordariomycetes; Xylariales; Hypoxylaceae
Product: DNA mismatch repair protein Mlh1
Exons: 3
Coding region: 1-2160 (719 amino acids)
Biological process (GO): mismatch repair
Cellular component (GO): MutLalpha complex
Molecular function (GO): mismatched DNA binding; ATP binding; ATP-dependent DNA damage sensor activity
Source: RefSeq, a predicted model, not a curated record